AUGGCGGACCUGUCUACGACGCCUACCGCCAUCGAGCGGCGGGCACACCCCGCUGCCAAAAACGACCCAAUGGCAACAGAUGCCAUCGGACAGUACUCGACCCUGCUGAACGGCGUCAACCAAGACAACAACAUGCUCUUUUCGGACUCGCUGUGGUGGACUCUGGGUAUCAUGGCCAUGAUCGUCUUGGCAAUUCGGAUCUUGGAGAGCAUGUGGCAUCAGCUUCGACAGGUCUCGGCUAUGCCUACGCCCGGCAAACGCCAGACGUACUGGAAGACAGCGCAGUGGAGCUGGAUGCCUAGCCUCAAAAAGAACCUCAUCUACGCGCCUCUGUGGAAAAAACGACACAACCGUGAGAUUCAGCUCUCUUCGGCCAUCAGCAUCGGCACCUUGCCCUCACGCCUUCAUUUCAUCAUUCUCAGCAUUUACCUUCUCAGCAAUGUCGGCUACAUGUUUGUCCUCAACUGGUCCGGCGGUCUUGAGUUUGCUCGGGCAGCCGAGGUCCGAGGCCGCUCCGGAACGCUUGCGGUGGUCAACAUGGUUCCGCUGAUCAUCCUUGCUGGUCGCAACAAUCCUCUCAUCCCGCUGUUGAGAGUCAGUUUCGAUACCUACAACCUGCUCCACCGAUGGAUGGGUCGUGUGGUUGUUGUCGAAACAGUGGUUCACACCUGCGCCUGGCUUUACGUCGCUGUGGCGGCUCAAAACUGGGAGCAGGCAGGUGCCAGGUUGUUUGACGAUAUAUUCCUAGCGUCCGGCCUUUACGGCACCAUCGCACUAUUCGUGCUUCUCGUCUUAUCACUCUCGCCUCUUCGACAUGCUUUCUACGAGACCUUCCUCAACGUUCACAUCCUCCUCGCCAUGUUCAUCUUGGCCAUGACCCUUGUGCACUGCUCGACGGCUCACGUUCCGGGCGGCCACCUCCCUCAGCUCCCCUUCAUGGUGGCGAUCUUCUCCAUUUGGUUCGCAGACAGACUAGCUCGCAUGUUCCGUCUGACCUACAACAACUGGUCUACGCGGGGCUUCAGUAGUGCUCUUGUUGAGGCUUUACCAGGUGACGCGUCUCGAGUCACAAUCGAGUUGGCUCGACACAUCGAGGUCAAGCCUGGUACUCAUGCCUACUUGCGGUUUUCUGGAGUCCGAGCUUGGGAGAGCCACCCAUUCUCCAUCGCCUGGGUCGCGCACCACCCAGCAUCUAGCCGAGCCAAGGUUGACGACGGGCCUCCCACGGCUGAGGACAUUCAGAGAGGGACAACGUCGGUCUCCUUCAUCAUUGGCGCCCAUACUGGAUUCACUCGGCAGCUCCACAACACCGCCAUGGCGGGCCCUGGCCAGACGAUCCGGCUUAAGGCGGCGAUGGAAGGCCCCUAUGCUGGUCACCACCAACUCGGUUCCUAUGGCCAUGCUGUACUGUUUGCAGGUGCUACAGGUAUCACGCAUCAGCUAUCGUAUCUGAAGCCAUUGAUCGAGGGGCACAACGAUGGCGUUGUGGCGACGAGGCGGAUCACGCUGGUCUGGGUCAUGCGUGACACUGAAGCGCUCCAGUGGAUCCGUCCCUGGAUGGACGAAGUCCUCAGGCUGCCGAACAGAAGGGAGAUUCUGAGCAUCAAACUCUUCAUCACGAGGCCGAAGAAUGCCAAGGAGAUCAACUCGCCCUCGAGCACUGUCCAGAUGUUCCCCGGCCGGCCCAACAUCUCGACUCUGGUGAAGAAGGAGGUUGAGGAGCAGAUGGGCGCCAUGUGCGUGAGCGUAUGUGGCCCCGGUGCCCUGGCCGACGAUGUCAGACAGGCUGUGCGAGAAGUCCAAGUCGACCGCACAGUUGUCGAUUUUGUGGAGGAAAGCUUCACGUGGUAG
Microdochium trichocladiopsis is the source of this 1851-nucleotide messenger RNA. Its product is annotated as ferric reductase like transmembrane component. Gene Ontology annotation, biological process: intracellular iron ion homeostasis; copper ion import; iron ion transport. The record is from RefSeq and is a predicted model, not a curated record. Lineage: Eukaryota; Fungi; Ascomycota; Sordariomycetes; Xylariales; Microdochiaceae. Bases 1 to 1851 code for a protein of 616 amino acids. Gene Ontology annotation, molecular function: ferric-chelate reductase activity. The transcript has a single exon. Gene Ontology annotation, cellular component: plasma membrane.